Messenger RNA from Pseudophryne corroboree (corroboree frog), 3734 nucleotides. Its product is annotated as gastrula zinc finger protein XlCGF17.1-like. The record is from RefSeq and is a predicted model, not a curated record. Lineage: Eukaryota; Metazoa; Chordata; Amphibia; Anura; Myobatrachidae. The transcript is spliced from 2 exons. Bases 330 to 1298 code for a protein of 322 amino acids.
AGAGGAGCAGGAGUGAGGACGCUGGUGCUGGGCUUGUUUUUCACUCAUCAGCUGCUUGUUUUUUAUUUUAGAGUUGGCAACAUUGGAAACGACACAUUUCGGUGGAGGCGACGAGUUGCAGGAGAGGAGGUGACGGUGACCGGCAUUGAGGACAGCUGAGAAGGAUUCCCACUAACAGUAAUAGAAGACAUUGUGGAAAGGGACAUUGUUCUCUGAUCAAGACAACUACAGACGCCAUUUCUUCUUACACCUCUGGGGGAUUCACAGAAGCUAUUCUCAUUAUCUGGACAGAAAAACAUUAAACCACUAAUUUGUUUCUCCUCCAAUACAUGAUGAGCCUCACAGGAGAGAAACCACAUCUGUGUUCUGAGUGUGACAGAAGCUUUACAUGUAAAUCACAGCUUCUCAUACAUCAGAGGAGUCACACAGGAGAAAAACCAUAUCUGUGCUCUGAGUGUGACAAAAGCUUUACAUGUAAAUCACAGCUUCAUAUACAUCAGAGGAGUCACACAGGAGAGAAACCGUAUCAGUGCUCUGAAUGCAGCAAGUAUUUUACUUGGAAUUCAAAUUUUUUUAGACAUCAGAGGAGUCACACAGGAGAGCAACCAUUUAAAUGUUCUGAAUGUAGCAAGUGUUUUUCCCAGAAGUCAAAUCUUGUUAUGCAUCAGAGGAGUCACACCGGGGAGAAACCAUUUAAAUGUUCUGAAUGCAGCAAGUGUUUUCCCCUUAAGGUAAAGCUUGUUAGACAUCAGAGAAGUCACACAGGAGAGAAACCAUUUAAGUGUUCUGAAUGCAGCAAGUGUUUUUCCUGUAAGGGAAAUCUUGUUGUACACCAGAGGAGUCACACAGGAGAGAAACCAUUUAAAUGUUCUGAAUGCAGCAAAUGUUUUUCCCUUAAGGCAGAGCUUGUUAGACAUCAGAGGCGUCACACGGGAGAGAAACCAUUUAAAUGUUCUGAAUGCAGCAAGUGUUUUUCCCUUAAGGCAGAUCUUGUUAUACAUCAGAGAAGUCACACAGGAGAGAAACCAUUUAAGUGUUCUGAAUGCAGCAAGUGUUUUUCCUGUAAGGGAAAUCUUGUUGUACACCAGAGGAGUCACACAGGAGAGAAACCAUUUAAGUGUUCUGAAUGCAGCAAGUGUUUUUCCCGUAAGGGAGUUCUUGUUGUACACCAGAGGAGUCACACAGGAGAGAAACCAUUUAAGUGUUCUGAAUGCAGCAGGUGUUUUACUAACAAGAAAACACUUGUUGAUCACAUGUGGAGUCACUCUGAGGGCCUGAAUGCAGCAAGUGUGCAAUAAGUAAGGGAACUUGUAGCACUACAAUAUGCAAUCAAGGGAGCAAAUUUUUAUUUUCUGAUUGUGGCAAGUUUUAUAUAAGAAGAAGGAACGGUAACUGUGUCAGGCGCUAUAGAUAAAUUUAAUUUUCACCUGGAUAUAUAGUCCAGUACUAAUUAAUAAAUUAAUAAAAGGCUGCCUUCACACUAUGAACCUGGAAGUCCACCAAAAUAUGGAAAAUCAAUAAAUAUGUAUAGGGAAGGUGCACAAGAAUAUUAAAAAACAGCUGCUGACUUGAUACAAUUAGAUCACAAUUUAUUAAAAUUUUAAACACAUUUAAUCAACAUUUAAAACACAGAUUAGUAUAUAACACAUGCACAGCAGGAAAACACAGCUGUUAAUAUGGCUUUCUCAUGCAAGAAUUAUUGUUGAGAUCAGUUUUCUUUUAGCUGGGUUAGUUAUUAUGCAUCCAAAAUAAAUGCUGAGUUAGUUUUUAUGCAUGUAAAUAACUAUAUACAUUUUUUAGAUAUUGCACUUCUGUCCAGGGAUGAUACUAUAGAAACAGCUACUUUUUUUAAGCCUGUGGAAGCAAACAUUUUUUUUAAAAUAUGACAGUAGUCAUUUACAGGUAUGUCAUUUAUUUAAUAAGCUGCACAUGUGGAAAACAAUAUGUGGGGAGGACGGUUAGGAGUCUCAACACUAGGUUUUUAGAACAUAGACGAAAUGUCCUUAAGAAGAAUCUCCACCAUAGUGUGUCGAGACACGUAACCCAUCAACAUGAUGGUAACGUGGACUCACUGAAGGUGCAGGGUAUUGAAUCUGUGGCCCCCACCCCUAGGGGGGGCGACAGAUUCAAUAAAUUGUGCACAAGAGAGGCAUUUUGGAUUUUCAAUCUGGGCACUUUGGUACCCGAAGGUCUAAACGAGAAUAUGGAGAUCAAUAAUAUUAGAUGAAAUCCAAGUGCUAGUAGGAUCGUUUUUCAGCUUUCCCGUUCCUUACACCUCUCUAUCUUUACCUUUUUCCUUUUUUCAUUUUUCUUGAUAUUAUAUAUCUGUACACACGUGAUAAACAGUGAUAAUAAUGAUAUCCUCACAGAGUAUAGAUCCUCUAUAUUUGUUGAGUUGCUGAUUUUUAUUGCACUUUGAAAAGCAUAGCACAUUUAGAAGUACAGUUUGUAAUGAGGUUUAUUAAUAUUAUUGACUGCGGUCUCUCUUGAAGUGUCUUCACAAUGUAUUUAAUAUAUUUUCUGUAUCCUAGCCAGAAUUAUGCACUCGCUGUAUAGUAUGGGAGUGCGUAACUGACGAAUAUAAACAAUAACAACAAUAUUGAAAGAGAUAAAAACAUAUUUGAAAUCAAUAUUAUAUGUGGGGGGAUUGAACUCGGGACCCUGUGGGUAUUAAUACGGGGCAUUAGACCACUAGGCUAGAAUAGAUGCCGUAUAAUCAAUAUGGAUUUUUUGCAGACUUGUUGCUGUUGUUUGCAAUUAGUGAGUGCGUGCCAUCACCUCUGUUCUCCAAUUACUAGAGAUAGAAAUGUAUUCUAUUGUUUUAAAAAAAGUAAUUUUUAAGUUUACGAAUAUAUAGACAUAUAUUAAAUCCACCUUUUUGUCAUUAUAUUGUAAGAUUAUGAUAACUUAUGGGUCGUUAUGUGAUUGAAUUUUAAUUUUGCACAUGUGAGAUUAAUUCAGGUGUGACAAUUAAAUAGCAUCAUUAUGAUUGGUCCCCUGACAUUUAAAUAGCAUGCAAGACAGCCCCAUGUCAUCCUCUGAUGAAACCGCACAUUCACAUUGGCGGAGAAACGCGUAAGGACCGGGGCUUACUUCACAUUGGUGUCCUUCCUGCUACUAGCGGCUUAUGGUCAAGUAAUACUUUUCGGUGUUGUAUCCGUUUGCAUGCUGAUCGGCUUCAGAGACUCUCCGGUGCACCUCGCUAAAGGUGCUCUCCCCGCAACUGUGACUGAGACCUACAACGGGGGCCGUCCACGGAUAAUUAAAGGAUAUACUCCUGGCUGUGAGUAUAAAGUGGACAUUUUUGCAAGUAUGGCCUAUUAGCACAGUGAGAGUGGAUGGAAAAGGUCAUUUUGACACAGAUACCGGAGCAUAAGCAUUUAAAGGUCUUGGCCGUUCAGCGGCAGUAAUUAACGGAGUGGAAAGCCUGCUGUUAUCAGAUAUACAAGGAGAUCUCUAUUAACAAGUGGAAAAUACCUACAGCUGAAUUCAAACAGCAAGCAUCAAAAAUUGUUCUUAAAUUGGACGGUAUACCGUUCUGGACUUUUUAAUUGCUAAUAAGGUUAUACCAAGUGCUAUUAAUCUGGACAUAAAACUAGUGUCCAGGUAUCCGCUGCAGCAGGGGGAAUUUUUUAUUGAUUUUUUAUUGAUUGUUAUUAUUUUGUACAUCUGUUUACUUUAUUUACUAUUAUUUAUUUUUAAUACAUAUGCAAUAAAUUUGAGCUAUAAAGCUA